GCAAUGUACCGUAUUUGCCCUAUGGCAGCCCUCUCUCAGUUCUCUACAACCAACUUCUGCCUCGCUUUGGUAUCCAACCAUAACUUGGACCGGUGCUGAGCUUGCUUUGCAGGGCUACAUUUUGAAUUCUUCACGACUGUCAACAACUGCUGAAUCAUGAGUUACAUGAUAGCACCAGCACACCCAGUCGACCCACCAGUCUUCCUUCAACCUAGGCCACUCGCUCUAUAUCCAGGAAGCUUUGUUCUUCUUCCUCUACUUCCAAAGCGACCGGCACUGAAGCCACUUCCUGCGGAGCUAUGGUCGAAGGUGUUCACGUUCGUGUUCAUGGGAGAGCAGGGUCGGAAGGUGGAUGCAACGGAACGGAGGAGGGUAAUGAGAUCGAAUUGGAAGAUCAUGUUUGUGUGCAAGCGUUGGAUGGACAUUGCACUCCCACUGCUUUACGCGCAUGUCUUCGUCUUCAGUCGCUCAUCGCUACAAAAAUUGGUAUCUCACCUCUACAAUUCCGACCAGAAAUGGGACUCCAUACGGCGCAUCCCGUACUCGACCCCAGGCCGAUGGGUACAGUCUCUCGACGUAUCAGAACUUACCACCGUCGACGCCUCGGAUGGGUUUCGAAUCGAUUCUCUCCUCACAGUCUUGUUUCCGCUCUUGCCCUCCCUGACGCAUCUGAUCCUCAACCCAGGAACUAUGCUCAGUCAUCGUGCAUUGAAUGCUCUACGACUUAAAGACGGAGUCGAGAAGUUGAAGACGUUGAAGGGAUUAACGUUUCCGCCGGGCGAGCGUCGCGCUCUCUCCCCACAUGCUCAUGGCCCGGUCUUCGAGCUGUUACAGUGCUGCGAACGGUUAGAAGACCUAGAGCUUAUAUCGACCUACGAUGAAUCACAUAACGCAGGGACUCUCGACGACUACCUGGGAUCAGCAGAGGCUAUUCCCCCACUCCGCUUCCCAAAUCUUCAUAGCCUGUCUUUGAUCUCCAUCCCCUUCAGCGCCAUUCUUCAAAUAUUUCUGAAUAGCCCAUGCGCCUCGCUCCGUUCACUUCUUCUUACACCAUCCACGUCCCCAUCGAGCAUUGUGCCUCUCCUGACUAAUCUCGGUUCCACUCUGACCUCACUCCAUCUUUCCACACCUCUACAUCAUCUCACCCCCGCUCCUGUACCCGUCCAAACAAACGUCCCAACUCCUAUCCUCACACAUCUUCCAACCCAAAUAACCCCCCUCCUCACACUAACGCCCUCCCUCCAACAUCUCUUCCUCGACUUCCCCCUCCCCACCUUCCUCCUCCCACUCCUCCCUCCCGGGUCCUCACACCGCAACCUCAAGAUCCUGACUAUACCGCGGCCUAAUACGGGAUUGCUCACGGAGGUGGAGACGAUGAGUGGGUUGAGGGGUGGGGAUGGAUUGAGUGGAUUAAAGGUUGUGAGGAUGAGGAGCGUGAGGUGGUUGAGGAAGGGGGUGGGAGGUCAGGCGUUGGAGGCGGGGUACCAGGGGGAGAUGAAGAGGUGGAGGAUUCGGUUGGGGAGGAGGGGAGUGGGGGUUGUGGAUAUGGACUGGAAGGGACCUGAUGUGUAAAUUCAAGGUAGAGGGCGAAGGGAUCUUGGCUGAGUGUAAGAAAUUUCAUGUGGAAUCCGAUUAUUUCUCUUCGUGGUGUUGUUGUUGUACGACUUAUGUAUUUCUUUUGCUCUUCCUUUUCAAUCUGUUUUCUUAUCACUUUUUCGUUGACACGG
Molecule: messenger RNA, 1727 nt
Organism: Stereum hirsutum FP-91666 SS1
Lineage: Eukaryota; Fungi; Basidiomycota; Agaricomycetes; Russulales; Stereaceae
Exons: 2
Coding region: 157-1572 (471 amino acids)
Source: RefSeq, a predicted model, not a curated record